UAACUCCAUCCCUGUCUCCAUUAUCGCAAUACUAACAUUAACAAACAACAAAAGCGGUUACUUUAAUCACACUGCAAAUGGAUGGCAGAGGAGGUUGUUGCAUCGCCCGCUAUGUACCCGGUGCAUCGCACGUCUCCACCGUCGACAAAAUAAUGCUUAGGUUUCGCCCUAUCGCUCCCAAACCCGUCGCCGCAUCCUUGGCUUCGGAUGCUUCUUCCUCGGAGAGCAGCGACACCUUACUCAAAACCAGAACCGCAAAGAGAAAGUGCGCAAGCGAUAUCAACCGUACCGCCAAACGAAGGACCCGCCGCAGGAAGAACACAUCCUCUCCGAAGCAGAAGCCGCCGACGGUGACUCUUCCUCUGUUGCCGGAGACUCCCGUUCUGAAGGAUUCUCCUGCGGGGGAUCUAACUCCACCGGUAGCAAAGGAAGCACGAAACAACGACAUUGGCAACAUCAACAACUACUUGAAGAAGAGCGUGCCGAUGUGGGUGAGUUUCCAGAACUGGAGCUUGACGAGCAAGGUUGAACCGUACGGUGCGAUUAUGGGAGGGUGGUGUUCGUGUGUGACGGUGGAGUGCGUGACGAACACGUGGGUGGAGGGCGAGUGGCUGGGGAGUACGGACGAGGAGCGGAGGGUGAGACUUAGCAGGGACACGUGUCCGGGGUUCAUAUCGGACGGGCACGGGAGGGUGACGUGGACGAACGAGGCGUACGGUGAGAUGAUGAAGGGAGAAAGACAGGCACCUGUAUUUCUGGUGAUCAAAGAGGGUGCACUGGUUUCGUAUCCUUCCUUCACUUGUAAGGUGAAGAUGGUGAAGUAUUCGUUUGGGAGGGAGAGAGGUUCGCUUACGUUAAGCUGUGAUGUGUGGAGAAUGGAUUUUGGUGGUUUUGCAUGGAGGUUGGACGUUAAAACUGCUUUGAGAUUGGGUUACUGAUUCCAGAUAUCAUACAAAGACAUCGCUUUUAAUCCCAAUCGAACACUUUUCGUUGAAGUGCUCAGAACUGUGAAUAUAUGAAUCUAUAUAUAUAACUCCCGAGGCCAGCCUGCAUGACUGUAAAUUAAUGCAUGUAUCUCGUCUUUUGUUCCUUAGACGAUUUUCCAGUUUGAGCUUUAAUCACUAUCUUGCAACAUACCCUUCUGCCAAGUAAAAGUAUUAUGUUGCUUCCAUCUCUUUAUUUCAUGGAUUGAAUUUUGUUGUUUGAGAUGGUGCUGGGUAAGGUGGGAAAAAAAGGGCGAAAAAUGUGUUCUGGGGGAGAUUGUCGCAACCCUAUUCAAUGUCACUUGAGAUGCCAUUAACCUAUGUAACUCUGGCGUCUGCUGAUUGCACCACGUUGUUGAGUCCAAGCCAAACGUGUAAACUUUUACUUUUCCAGCAUCUCAUUUGGAUUUUA
This is a messenger RNA of Vigna umbellata (rice bean), 1395 nucleotides long. RefSeq lists its product as uncharacterized. The record is from RefSeq and is a predicted model, not a curated record. NCBI's taxonomy places the organism in Eukaryota, Viridiplantae, Streptophyta, Magnoliopsida, Fabales, Fabaceae.